Messenger RNA from Symbiodinium sp. CCMP2456, 1440 nucleotides. The record is from the annotation of a GenBank genome assembly. NCBI's taxonomy places the organism in Eukaryota, Dinophyceae, Suessiales, Symbiodiniaceae.
AUGGUCUCCGCCUUUGCUCCGUCUACAUUGGCUGCCUACCUGUCAAAAUGGAGGCACUGGCUGCGUUUUGCAUCUGCUAGCGAGAUUAGUCCCUACAUUCCGGACAUUAACAUCCUGCUGGACUUCCUCGCCACUAACUCGCGGGGGCGUUUGCAGACGGCCACCACCUGGAUCAAGGCCAUGCGCUUUGUCAGUCGGCGGGCAAACUUGGAUGCCCUGCGCUCAGCCUUGCAUUCUGAUGUCGUGUCAGCCUAUGCCAGAUCGGGAUCCAUUGUGGAGCGUCGUGAGAGUGCUCCACUACCACUCAGUUUUGUUCUCUUCCUAGAGCGGAGGGUCUUGGACUGCUCCAUCUCCAUACAGCAGCGCGUUCUGGCUGGGGCCUUUCUACUCUGCAUCUUCGCCUCUCUCCGUUUCUCUGACGCUCUGUGGUGUCCACCGGCCAGACUCUGCAUCACGGGUGACUGUCUCCUAUCAGUCUGCCUCAAGACCAAGACCACGAGGCGCUCUAUGCCGUUUGGAGCGGUUGCGGGCGGCUUUCUGCAUCGCGGUGCAUCUGGCUGGGCUCAUGCCUGGCUACAUCUUGUGCAACUGUCGCUGCAGGCGACGGCGAUGCUUCAUCCUAACUUCACGCCUGACUUUCUGCUGGCAAAGAUGGGUGAUGACCCGGCCCGUCCAUUGUUUCUUGCGCCCAUGUCGCGCUCUGAGGGUGUGGUGUUACUCAGGCGACUUUUCUAUGAGCGCUAUCAGAACACACCUGCAUCCUGCCGACCGGAGCCAGAUCUCCUUGGUGUCCAUUCUCUGAAGGUUACCCUUCUCAGCUACGGUCGCCAACUUCUCAUUCGAGAGGAUCUACAGCGUCAGCAGGGUCAUCACCGAGCUUCCAUUGCCGGCAUGUCUGAUCUCUAUGGUCGUGACGACGUGGCUGGCCCCUUGGAGUUCCAACGCCAGGUGGUUGGAGCGGUUCUCGAGGGCUUUCGCCCACGUCGUCCCCGCUUGCGGGGCGGGCUUCCGCCUACAGCGGACAUUGACAUUCAACUGCCUACGGUGCCUGGUUCAUCAGACAUGCCCGCGAUCGAGGCCAAUCCUGUCCCCCCGCCUGAGAUACAUCCAGAGCUUCCAGAGGCCGUUGCCGAGGCCCUCUCAAUGACAAUGGAACCUUUGCCACCUGAUGCUUCCUCUUCAUCUGGUGUGGCUGAGGAUUGGACGGAGGUUCAUGGUCCAGCGGACGAAUAUUUCUUCCUGCUGAAUGGUGUCUCACGCAUUGCACACAAAGCGCAGCCUUGCUGCUCCUCUCACCCUGCAUUCCAGGUGAAAGUGGCCCACCUGCAGAGGUCUUUCCGUGCAGGGUGUAGCGUUCGCGGUGUGGAAUCACUCCAAUUCUCAGAGUUUGUGCCUGAAGGCUUUCGUCUGUGCUUAAAGCGCGGCUGUGUCCUGGACUAA